Astyanax mexicanus (Mexican tetra) is the source of this 8558-nucleotide messenger RNA. It is a transcript of the gene klf7b, whose product is annotated as Kruppel-like factor 7b. Gene Ontology annotation, molecular function: RNA polymerase II cis-regulatory region sequence-specific DNA binding; DNA-binding transcription factor activity, RNA polymerase II-specific. Lineage: Eukaryota; Metazoa; Chordata; Actinopteri; Characiformes; Acestrorhamphidae. The transcript has 4 exons. Bases 613 to 1506 code for a protein of 297 amino acids. Gene Ontology annotation, biological process: regulation of transcription by RNA polymerase II. The record is from RefSeq and is a predicted model, not a curated record.
CACUCACUCACUCUAUCGCUUUCGUUCCCCCAAUCCAAACCUACUGGAUGUGCUUGCUGAGGCUCAGCAGCACGAGAGAGAGAGACUAUACCUGGAUUUACACUGAAAGAGAGAGAGAGAGAGACGCACACGCUAAGAAAAAAAAGAGAAAGAGAGAGAGAGAGACAAGCAGCGAGAGAUGAGGAUAUAGGUGGCUGCUGCUCGUCGCCACUCUUUUUUUUGCAUCCUAAAGGCACGGGAUUGCAAUUAAAGUGAGGCUCAACAUUUUUCUUUUUGGGAAACAAUCAUUUUUCCCCCUUUCCCUCCUUUCCUCUCCUCUUCUCUUCUCCCACCACAUCGCUCCCUCUCUCUUUCUGAUCUGCAUCACUACUACUACUACUAUUACUACUAUUACUACUACUGCUGCACUUCCAGAAGGAUCUCAAGACUUCUUGUUUUUUUUUUUUCUUUUCCUUUUUCUUGUCCUUCUUCUUACUGGGGUCUUUUUCUUGCAUUUCUCGUGUUUCUCGUUUUUUUUGUACGCACGCUCGAGGAUCAUCAUCAUUAUCAUCACCAGCAACAGCGAAGCAAAACCAAAACAAACGCUCUAUCUAACAUUUCGCGAGCCUCAGGAUGGACGUGCUGGCGAAUUACAGUAUCUUUCAGGAACUUCAGCUCGUCCACGACACCGGCUACUUCUCAGCGCUCCCGUCGCUGGAGGAAAACUGGCAGCAGACAUGUUUGGAGCUGGAGCGGUACCUUCAGACAGAGCCUAAGAGGCUUUCUGACCUCUUCGAUGAGGAGCUGGACUGCCUCCUGACGCCCGCAUUCAUGAAAGGCGACAGCGACGAGGACCUAAUGGACCCAUUGCUGUCUGGUCUAGCCAACCAGCCCAGUCCUCCGCCACCGUUGCUUGUCUCCCUGCCCAAGAGCCUCCACAUCCCUGCCAGUGGAAAACCAGCAGAAGUAUUGGUAGGAAAAGAAGGCAGCGGAGGUGUGAACCCAGCGCAACUGAGUGCAGUCACCUCUCUCACGCCACCCUCUUCGCCCGAGCUGGGCCGGCACCUGGUCAAGCCCACGCAGACUUUGAGCGCCACGGCCGAUGGCACGCUCACGCUCAAGCUGGUGGCCAAGAAAGUGGGAUUGGGAGCAGCCAAGCUUGUGGCAACGCACUCACUACCCUCACCACCCAGCCGAGGAGCACAGAGUGAUGGAGAGGGAGGCGUGGGAUCGGUGGGAGUCAACGACAUCCCAGAGAACAAGAAGAGGGUCCACCGCUGCCAAUUCAACGGCUGCAGGAAGGUUUACACAAAGAGCUCCCACUUGAAGGCACACCAGAGGACACACACAGGUGAGAAGCCGUACAAAUGCUCCUGGGAAGGCUGUGAGUGGCGCUUCGCCCGCAGCGACGAGCUGACUAGGCACUACCGCAAACACACCGGCGCCAAGCCCUUCAAGUGCAACCACUGCGACAGGUGUUUCUCCAGGUCUGACCAUUUGGCUCUGCACAUGAAGAGGCACAUCUGAGGGAGGAGGAGAGGAGACCGAAAGCGAGGAAGACUGGGAGAGAGAGAAAAGAGAGGAAGAGAGAGAGCGAGGAAGAAAGAGAGAGAGAAGGGGAGAGCGAGUUUGCUGGUUUGCUCUCGCCUCAUCCAGAGAAGAAGAAGGCAACCCCUGUGGAGAACUCAAAAACUAAACCGCCUGAGCUUCCUGAGAGGAAAGGGGGAGGAGGCUUUUUUAUUCCAGGAAUCAUGAGGCAAGGAGAUUCUGAGGGCAGAGCUUACUGGAUCCAUCACUUCUCCGGACCAUUCCAUGCCAUUUUCUCAUCUUUUUAAAACCCGGUUAAUUAGCCCGAUGCACUUAGCUCGGGAGUCAGACACUGCCAAACUGCCGCCGUUUCGUUUUUGUCUUUGCCGUUCUUUGUACAGUCAAAUCAAAAUCAAAUGUCAACAACAGGUGCAGGUGCAGGACAAUAAGCCGAACCUGUGGACAACGCUGUGAGGGUGCACCUCACAUUCAUUCACAACGCUUCUGCUGUAGAAGUGGUAGAAAUGUAAACGUCUCCCAAAAGAGUCAUGCACUCCUGACGCCUUCUUCCAGUAAAGUAGUCCUCCCUUGGAGGGCUCAUCAUCCCGAUGGGAUCCCGCCAUAUCCAUGAAGCUCGCCGCUCUGGAAGAUGAUGUUGCCAAAAAUGGAAAAACAAACAAACCUUCCGGACGGAAACCAGCGAAGCCGGUAGGGCCGAGGCCCUGUUGUAAGCAAGGCCCAAUGUGGCUGAAGGACUUUCCUUGCUCUUGGCUUGCGAGUGCACCUCCCUUCUCUCAUUCUUUCGCGCCUGUCCCCUCGCAGGCAACUGAAACAAAUGCGCAGCGACACUUUCUUGCCUUUGUUUUUUUUUUGUAAAAGACAGUGUUACAAAAAAAAGAGAACGAUUGUUUCUGAACUGAACAUGUCUUAAAACUUAUCAGAAAACAACAACAACAGAAAACUUGUAAAAGACUUUUUUUGCAUACACGAGCGUGAAUGUGCACAUAUGGUCACGGGGGGGUGGGGGGUGGUUGGGUGGUUGGGAAGGGGGUUUGGGAAUGGGUAAAAAGAGUCAGAGUUGGACAAAGCGUCCCUUCUCUGAAAGGUUCAAUUCAGCAGCACCUAACUUCUUAACACUGACAGGAUGGAAGCGCGACAGGACAAAGCCCGAAAGGAUCCAGGACUCUACUGACUUGCGACGGGAAGAAACAGACAGGCCCUGUGUUUUUCUGCUUUCCGUUUCGCUCCAUUCCAAACAAAAACCCCAACAAACUCUCGCGCAGCAAAAAAGAAAAGCGUGACGCUUCUCAACACUGGAAACGUUCGUUGGCUCUGUGCUGAUACUGGCGCCCAUACUGGAGCUCAAGCCUCUCACAGAGGAGGAAGGGCAUUAGAGGAAAGCAGAAAGUAGAGCAGUCGGGACGUGCUUUUUUUUUUUUUUUGGAAUCUUCUCGGACUGGAGACGCCUGCCGGCAUCAGAAUCCACGAAAAAGAAAUGAAAAAAAAAUGAGAACACGAUGGCAUCAGGCCAGACGAACUUUUGCCUGUUUCGUAUCCAUUGUCUACACUGACUUUUUUCAAUGUCCUCUGUGCUUUUUUUUCCAUACAGACAAAAAAUAAAAAAAAAAACACAAAAACACCAAAAGGAGACAAAAAAAUCUGAAAACAAUAAAAAAGACAAACAAAUCUCUCUCAAAUAGACACGCGCACGCAACAAGGAAACACACAAUGGUUUCUUAGCUCACGGCUCUUUUUUGGAAAUAACGUUGAAAAGCAAAACAAAAUGAAACAAAAAAAACGGGGGGGAAAUAAUGACGGAGUUAAUGAACAGAGAUACAGAGAAACAAAACACUGCAUGGCAGCCUCUCGCAAACAUACACACUUACAUACACACUUACACACACACACACACGGUUCAACACGCACGCCUGAUUGCUUCCCGGCGAUAUUUGUUCUACUCCGAUAUCUUUUCGCAGUAGGGUUGGGGUUUUUUUUCUCCUUUUCUUUUAGCCGUUGUUGUUUUGGAGGAGGAUUUCUUUGCGCCUGAAGUCAAGCUUUGAAGUGGGAACGCGAGAGCUCAUUCGUAUGUUCUCGCCGUCGCGCUAAACUGGGCCUAGGCUUAGCUCUAGCUUAACAAUCAGCUUCUAAAUCGUUAGGGAUAAAUCCGCACGGCUGUUCCCAAGGUUUCUGCAAAAGCCCUCCGCGGCCUAUGACGCUCCUCUCCUCUGUUAGGUGGUAGGUUAACAAAGGUGAAGGUGAAGUCGGAAGGAUGGGGGACGGGGAUUUAAAGCCAUCGAAACUAAACGGACCCACAACACGGCCUUCAGGGGAACCUUACAACACGAUCGAUACCAAAAAAAUCCUCAGUGCGUACAGCUGCCCAGGCACAGCAGGCCAGGCGCUGCUCUCCGUAUGGCAGCUCCUCCUCCACCAACACACAGAGACAAACAUUUACACACAAAAAAACACGUACACACACACACACAUACUUGUGCGUGCACACACUCACACUCUUCGACCACAAGGACUGAACAAUCUGCUCUAGGCGAACUUGGAUUUUUUGCUAUUCACUUUUUUUGGUUUUCGGAUUUGUAUGCUCAAAACCUUUUUGUAUUUUCACUCUUCUGCUUCAUGGGUUUCUUUUUCUUUUUCAUUUGUUGUUCUUGAUGUCUUGUUGUUGAUGUUGAUCUCCACUGAGAUGCAAAGGAUGCCAAAAUAAUCGAAAGUGGAGGGAUGAUGUUGCUUGACCCCUUCCACACUCUUGCGUACAAUCAAACUUGGGGUUAUUAUGCGGCACUUUCUGAUUGUAAGUCUUGUCGGCGCAAGCGAAGCAGGGCACACAUUCCACGAGGAAUACUGGUUCAGUGUCAUAUUAGCAUUGGGAAUAACACUACAUGCCCCAUUGGAGACACCAGUUGUGGGACACCAGGGUUGUUUCGCGGCAGCCAGUGCAAUAGGAUUUAGAAUUUUGCAAUAGAACUUAGGAGAAGCAUAGGUCAACAAAAUUUAUGAAAGAUGGUGGGCAGCCCCGCGAAAACCCAACCUUAUGUUGAAGCCAGUCUCCCACAACAGUCUCCCACAAUCUCGUAAAAAAGGUUUCUUAAAAAUAAUGCCAGUCACCGUGCAAAAGAAUGCAGCAAGAAUGCUCAACCAGAAAACGUGAAAAAGUGUCAUAUCGUUCCUUUCAUCCGAAGGGACACAGAUUCAUCAGAGGAAUAUGCAGAUCCGACGACGUGUAUCAUCUAUUCCGAACUGUACAUUGCCACUGUAAAUGCAAGAAGCUAUUUUUUUGAGGAGGAAGAUAUUAUUAACGUUCCAGAACGUACCAAAUGAAUACGACUUAUGAGGCCAAUCCAAUAGAAUAGCAAUCAGCAUGCUACAGACAUCGCCUGCACUUGCUGAGGUUUGAUCAAACCCCCUAUUCCCAACCCACCCCCAGUCCCACCCCACCCCACCCCACCUCGCCUUCUCUCUCCGCACUACGCUAAUGACAGCAGUGAUCAAUGCACAAUCAACUGCAGGAACAUCACCAGAUACAUGCUAACUAACACUUUGCCCAAAGAUUCACGUGUCUGCCGGGUGUUGAAGAACUAGGAGUUUAAGAAGCGAGAGAACGAGGCUGUUUGUUUUCGUUUGUUUGCGCUUCGUUAUGACUACGUUAUCACUUAAAACUCUAUCCUAACCCCUACCCAAGCCCAUUUUUAGAGUUUCUUCCUUAGUUUCUUUCUUUUUUUCUUUCUUUCUUUUUUUCCUUUCUUUUCCUGAGCAUCAGCGUUUGUGUGUGUGUGUGAGACCAUCGUCAUGGUCUUUGGGUAUGUGUGUGCUUUGUAAUAUAGUCAUACUGGUUUGUUCGCCAAGCUGAGGGUGAUUUAUUUGAUUCUUUUUUCAGAGUAGCAGUGCAGCAGCGGCAGCGAAGUAGUCGCACUGGUUUUAGUACACUGCAUAUAUUACAGUGGAGUUGAAUCUUUCUGAAGGAUGUUGAAGGUAGAACGAGUCUUCGGAAGGUCAGAAUUGCCUGUCGGAAACUUUCCCAGACCAAAUAUCUUGAAUCCUCUCUCGAAAUUUGUAAAUUUGGGUAAUCAAAGCGAAUUCUCUAUCGCUCACACUGGAUUUCAGAUGCUUUUUACAGCUAUUUAUCUUAUAAUAAAAAAAAAGAGGGAACAGUUAAAUCAUCAUCCAUUUAAGCCACCUUCUAGUGAAGUAAAUCCCCAGCUGUUACAUUUUGGCUUAAGUGGAGCUUUUCCGGGCACUUUUAUUAACUGCUCCCACACAGAUAAGAACGAUGAACCAGAGGGAUCUUUUCUGAACACAGGCAAACGGUCUCGGUCGACUCGAACUCCUCUUACUCACAGAUUGUAGGUGUUCCGUUCCUUAGUUGAAACAGAACUUUAAACAGAACCAUUUCAAUGCAUACCAUAACGCACUUUGUGUACCGCUAUCUUAGACUGUCAGUCCGCACCACCAUCGUCCAGUGUCCACUAUAUGUCUAUAUGACUGGUUUCAAGAUGUACCUGUCACAGGAACUUAUGAGCUCUAGGAUGUUUUUGACUGAUGCAAUGGAAAUUUACUUCAAAAUGUACUUCACUGUAAUCUGUUUGAAAGAGAACAGUAAAACCAUGCCAGGUGGAGCACUUCAAGAUCAUGGAGCAUUUAGGAUUACCUAGCUACAGUUAGUAAACCUCACUGAAGCUCAGUGAUUACCUGUCCACCAUACAAAACAUAGCCAACUCUGCUGUUAUCUAUAAGUGGCCACACCCAGGGUGUGUUGAUAUGGGACUGGGGGAAUGGGCGAUGGGCAGGGCGAUUUGGAAGGCUCCAUCCCACACAGAUUUCCAUGACAUACCACAAAGUUUAAAUUAAAAAAUUAAAAAACUGACCAAAUUCCUUCUGUCAAGAGCUUACAUUGCUUGGAGUUCCUACAGAAAAUAUAAUAUAAUCCGUAAUGGUCCUUUAAUUAAUGCCAAAUUAGUCAAGGGGGUUAAACAAGGUUUUCAUCAUUGCCACCAAAAAAGACCAUACCUUAGAUUACAAAUCAUAUUUUAGAAGAUCAGGACAAGAUCAAAUCUCCUUAUUCAGCAGGUCAUGGCAAGUCCUUUUUCUUGAUUGGAUUGAAAGCCUGUGGCAAUGUCAGUCUUUAAUGACCUCAGCACUAGUCUCAUAUCAAGGGUCAUUGACCAGCACAGUAAAAUCAUUGUCAUUGUAUUCAAUCAGCUGCUGGUGUCUGUAUAUACAUAGACCUCUGAGUAUCUCUUUUUUAUAGUAACAAGAUAAUGAAAAAAGUUUGUUUUCCAUUCUGGACAUUUUGGGCCGUUCAUUCCAAUUGGUCUGCUCCACUUGAUGAAGGGUAGCUGCUGUUUUUUACCACAUCAGUGGCAAUGUAAAGAAUUAAAAAAAACAUUUAAAUAAGGUCUUGACAUGACAGCAGCAUUUGGAUUUCCAAUUAGGGCCAUAUAUACAGUACAGUUAUCAAAAAAGGUGGUUCUUCAAGACCCUGAUCACUCAAAGGAUGGUCUAGGUUUUUAUAUGGUUAUAUGUUUGGCAAAAAUCUAUCUUAAGUCCAUGUUUUGCUGGUUUUAGUAACUGGUUUCAGAUGGUCUAAGCUGGUUGUCCGAGCACAACCCCACCCUAUAAUUAGUUCUUGAUUUUUUAGUUCCAUGGACUAAGCUGUUUUUCCUACUGGAGGAUCACUUUGGACAAGCAUCCUUAGGCUGGUCAACCUUUGGCAAGUGGUAAAUAAGGUUUACCAUGUUGUUGGACCAGCUAAACCAUCAAAUUAAAAUGAGAACAAACCUAUUUGCUGGUCAACCAGCUUAACCAUCUUGAGCUCCAACAUCUCCCAGGGUGUCUCCAAGUCUGAGCAUCCCAGCCCAUUAGUCAAUCUACUUUGAGUAAAACUACAUUCAAGUCUAGCUGGCAUUGGUUUUACUGUGUCUCAUUUUACAAAAUCUCAUCACGUUUCUAUGUGGUUCACAAUUAGUAUGAUCAAAAUCGAAGCCUGUCAUUUAAGGGGUUCAGUCCUUAGGUUCACGUCCUGUGCUGCAGAGUGCAUCUUGGAGUCAGUCUACCGUGCUUUUCCGAAAACGUAUUGACUUUACCACACCUUUCCUUUCACCACCCCAUCCUCUAUCUCACAUCUGUCUUACCCUGCAUCAGCAGGACAUCCACCUGAUCAGCUCCUAGAGACAGACUCCUCAAACAACCACCUUCCUUCCGCUAUCAUGCCGCCGCUUCCGUAGAGUGAGAGAGCGAGCUUGCCGUAUGCGUGUUCGGCUGGCCAGAGGCCACAACCUUUUACUUGUGAACGUCCCAGGCAGUCCACUAACCAGGGAGCAACUAAACCCAACAACAGACCUCAGCUGAAACGCUUCGAAACGUUUUGAAACGCUUUUUUUAUUUCUCGAACAGGUGCUUCUCGCUUCGGCCACUCUCCUCCACCGCCGUCAGCCCCCUCUCAACCCCUUAACCCCUCACGGUGGGGGGCGGCAGUUGACGGUCUGCGCGGGUUUUGUCGGAUAACAAAAGGGAGUUCAGUAAAUGCCAUGUUUCACAUAGAAAAUACACAUUUGUACAGGUUGUAGUUUCUAGCUAGAGCAUCCCCCCCUCCGAUCCACAAUCACCCUAUCACCACAAUAUCAUCUUCACCAUUAUUCACUUAUUCACUGUUAUUCUCAUCAUCCCUACCUAGCUAUCCACACCACCACCACCGCACCCUUCACUUCCAGCUACCAUCACGCUUCACACUUCCUCUAUGUUGGUUUUUCAGUUGAAUUUGAAUUGAAUUCUUAUUCUGAUUCGGUUCCUUGUUUUUUAUUUUCGUUCUUCUCCUUUUUGAUUUGCUGUAUAAAGUGUUUAAAAUAUUAUUAUUAUUUGUAUGAUAUAAUGUUAGUAUGGUAAUGUUCUUUAUUAAGGAAGAAGAUAAAAAUUUAUUUUUGUUACUGGUCUGUUUCAUAAUUCUUUUUUAAAUUGGUAUUGUAAAAUAUCUAUGCAAGAACUGUUCAGUGGAGCAUUUUUAUUUAAGAAUGUAAUAUGUGUAAUAAAUGGUAGAAUCUGAA